Molecule: messenger RNA, 216 nt
Organism: Fusarium pseudograminearum CS3096
Lineage: Eukaryota; Fungi; Ascomycota; Sordariomycetes; Hypocreales; Nectriaceae
Exons: 2
Coding region: 1-216 (71 amino acids)
Source: RefSeq, a predicted model, not a curated record
AUGUGCCAGUGGAGGACUACUCAGAUCUGGAGUUCGUGCGGCUGUAGUCACGUUGACUAUACUCAGCAGCCCGGCACUACUUGCCGAUGCAUGGCCAACAUCACCGACCAGGGCACCACGAGAUGGGAAGGAUACUGCAACCGUCCUGAGUGCCGUAACCCUCCUCGGGCCUCUUACGAUCCACGCUACCCUCGAAGAAAAGGGGAGAAAUUAUGA